This is a messenger RNA of Didymella exigua CBS 183.55, 1395 nucleotides long. RefSeq lists its product as uncharacterized. Gene Ontology annotation, cellular component: mitochondrial small ribosomal subunit. The transcript is spliced from 3 exons. Gene Ontology annotation, molecular function: structural constituent of ribosome. The record is from RefSeq and is a predicted model, not a curated record. Lineage: Eukaryota; Fungi; Ascomycota; Dothideomycetes; Pleosporales; Didymellaceae. The coding region runs from base 89 to 1087 and encodes 332 amino acids.
GGCGUGACGGCGGGCAUGGGGCGCGCGGAGGAGAGCGCGUCGCCGAAAGAUUUCAGGCGUCUUGGCAUUGUACUGGUAGAUGGAGAUCAUGUCGAACCUCGACGGGAGCCCCAACGGGACCGCACCACCACUCGCCCGCCCGCCUGCACCCUCGCCCGCCCGCCUGCACCCUCGCCUGCCCGUCUGCACCCUCGCCCGCCCGUCUGCACCCUCGCCCGGCCGACCGCUCUCUCGUCGCCUCGCACAGCCACGGACUGACUGCAGCAGGCGCGCCUGGCACUCGGACAGUCGCCGCUCCACGCCCCCGUCGCCCGCCAUGGGCCGCUACAGCCUCGCUCCCCUGCGCGUGCGGUCGACCGCAAAGGCCCUCUUCGACGCGAAGCGCACCGCGACCCUGCCGCAGUGGUACGACAUUGUCGGCGACAUUCCCGCGGGCGAGACGCUCGCCCGCCCGGUCCUGCAGGCCCCAAAGGUCAAGGGCGCGAAGAAGGCCAGCAGGCUGUUCAAGCCGCUGCCCAUUGUGUACCCGGAAGACAGGCUGCGCUCAGACUUCUUCGGCGACCACCCGUGGGAGCUGGCGCGGCCAAGACUGGUCGUCGAGGACUCGGGGAACGACGCCAAGGGCUACGACUGGUCCAAGAUCCAGCAGCGGGGGAAACAGCUGGACGGCGAGAGUGUCGUCCAGCGCCAGAUGUGGCUCAUGCAGAACAGACGCAUAACCAAGGCCGCCGCAUACGACCAGGCCCGCCGCGAGUUCUACCACCACCGCCACCUGAACGAGAUCCGCACUCGCAUCGCGAGGGAGGAGGCCAUUCACGUGGGCGCCUACUUCGGCAAGGGCCCGCUCGAGGUCGGCGUCGAGCUCGAGGACAAGGCCUGGGAGAGCUGGAAGGCCUGGGCCAACCAGCAGAUUGAGGAGGAGGCGAGCAUGCGCGCCCAGAUGUUCUCUGGCCCGCAGAACGAGGACGCGGGCGUCUCCGAUCUGACCACCGCCGAGUAUGACGAUGCCGUCACAGAGCUCGACAGCCAGGCCGCCAUCGCGCCAGGGACAGCAGCGUCGAGAGCCGGCGCUCCCGCGCAUGCAUGAGGGGGGGUUGACUAUGUGUACUGAUAUUGUGUGUUUGUGUAGAUGUAUCCACAAAUGCUGGCUACGACUAUGUGUACUGAUGUUGUGUGUUUGUGUAGAUGUAUCCACAAAUGCUGGCUACAACUAUGUGUACUGAUGUUGUGUGUUUGUGUAGAUGUAUCCACAAUUGCUGGCUACAACUAUGUGUACUAGUAUUGUGUGUUUGUGUAGAUGUAUCCACAAAUGCUGGCUACGUGCUGGCAACACAUCCAUCCCCUCUUCUUGCACCGAGGAAGCAACGUCGUCGAACGAGUCACACCAAACACAAC